CGGGGCUGCCCUCGGCGCCGGCGCCAAGCGGCGGAGGCGGGUUCGGGGACUGUGAGGAGGCCGCGUGGGGCGCCGCCGAGGCGCGUGCGCCAGGCCUCGCGGCGGGAGCGGGCUGAAGGGCCCCGGGAAGCGCGCUGGAGAGCAGGGUUUUGGAAACGGCGGUUCAGUUGAGGUAGCAAAACACAGAAGAACAUCAGGAUGCCUGUAAUUCAGCGUGGGACCGCAUCACUCCGUAAAACAAAGAAAAUCAAUGUAAAAAUAUGUUUAGAUGACCCCUAUGUUAUUCAGUGGAAAACCAUAGAUGGAGAUGAUAUGCAUUUUAUACUACAGACUUUAGAAGAGAGGAUUAAACAUAUUGGACUUAAAAAGAUUGAGACUCCAAGAAAGAAAAGACGUUCCAUUACAAAAAAACAAAUAGAAAGCAAGUGUGAUAUUACCAACAGUGAACUCCCUAAAGAAAAGGAAACAGAAGGCGAUCGACCAGAACCAGGAUGGACUGACUUAAAUAUCAGAAGGCAGCUUGCCCUUGGAAUUAAUGAAGCUACAAAAGCUUUGGAAAGAAAUGAACUUAUUCUCUUGCUGGUGUGCAAGUCUGCAAAACCUGACAUGAUCACAUCACAUCUUAUUCAUCUGAGUGCAAGUCGAGCAACACCAGCAGGCCAGGUUCCCCGUCUCAGUGAAACAAUUGCACCGCUUCUUGGCUUAACCUCUGUUUUAGCACUAGGCUUUAAAAGGCAGUCUGAUAAAUUCACUGAGGUAGUAGAAGCAAUAAUUCCAAAGAUACCUGCUUUGGAAGUGCCAUGGAUUCAUUACAGCACUGAACAAUCUGUGGCAGAUGUACAUUUAGAUUCUUCAGAAAUUCAAGAUCCAGAGCAGCCUGCAGAAGCACUGGGGGAAGAGCUUACAAGCCAGAAGUGGAAGCAUACUGAAAGCAAUCAGCUUGGUUUUUCAAAUGUAGUUUUGCAGCCUUUGAAAAUCAAGAAGCUUGUUCCAAAUCCAAAUAAGAUAAGGAAGCCACCUCGCAAAAAGAAAAAAGUUCUUUCAACAUAAUUGACUUUAGUUCAGCUCUUCCUGUUAAAUUGAUUUUAUUUGUUUACUCAAUAUAAAAUACUUAACUAUGUUAUAAGGCUUUAUAGUGUGAAGCACUUCAGUGUAAGUUGAAGUGAGCUAUGUUCCAUUCAGUUGAGGUUCUUUCUGCUUUUAUAUUAAAGAGUACUGCUGAAA
Molecule: messenger RNA, 1224 nt
Organism: Dromaius novaehollandiae (emu)
Lineage: Eukaryota; Metazoa; Chordata; Aves; Casuariiformes; Dromaiidae
Gene: RPP38
Product: ribonuclease P/MRP subunit p38
Exons: 3
Coding region: 199-1050 (283 amino acids)
Biological process (GO): tRNA 5'-leader removal
Cellular component (GO): ribonuclease MRP complex; fibrillar center; nucleolar ribonuclease P complex
Molecular function (GO): ribonuclease P RNA binding; ribonuclease P activity
Source: RefSeq, a predicted model, not a curated record